CAUGACGUCAUCGAUCAUCCGAGCCCAGUAUCCAAAGGCGCACGCAGCUUAGUACACGGAUCGUCUCCCGCUGCAGGUGUAUUGGUGUAACGCAGCGGAUACAAACAUCAUACGAUAGGACACUCCCCCGUAGGAUUGAAUCACGUGAUUAGGAUUAGGAUGAAAUUUGUGACAUUUUUAUGACCAUAUUUGGUCAUGAAAUCGUAAUCCCACGAUUUCAAACGCGUGACUGGGAAGCGGAAUUAGUAUAUAAGGACACAAAAAUGUAGAAUAAAAUCAGUAGUUAAUGAGCAAUCGUUUGAGUCGUUGCUUUGAUCCGAACAUAAAGGUUCUACUAACUACAGUAUAGAGUCCCGAGAGAGAGGACCACUAACGGGUUAGUAUCCGAUCAGUGCUAAUUUCCCAAAACUGCGGUAUAGAGUCCCGAAAGAGAGGACCACUAACGGGUUGUGCGGGAAUUAGUGCUUAAAAGGUUGAGUCGUGUAGGGCCUAAGGUGAGGAAAGGCCUAACCUUCGCGAGGCCUGCAUCUAGGAAGGUCCACCCCUCAACAGUAGCCAUGCCCUACCUUUCCACCUGGUGGAGGCAGACGAUGUAAAAGAUUUGUUUAAAGAGUUAUGCCCCAACUAUUCGCUCCCAUCACGAAAAACUAUUAGUAACACUCUGUUAAACAUCCGUUAUGAACAGUUAUUAGAAAUUGUGAAGGAUCAACUAAAAAAUUCUAAGGCAGUAUGUUUAACAUCCGACGAUUGGACUAAUCUACAAAACGAAAUUUUCUUCGCAGCCACUGCACAUUUUGUUAAUAGUGAUUCAAAAUUAAUUACAUAUAUGUUAGCUUGUGAAGAGUUCCCCCACAAACGCACAUCUGAGAACAUAGCAGAAUGGUUAGAAAAAAUUAUGGAACAAUUUCAAUGUUCCAUAAAAGUAACAUGUAUAGUAACCGAUAACGCACCCAACAUGAAAAAAGCAGUUAGUUUACUUGGAAUAGAAAAUAUCCCUUGUUUUGCCCACAGUCUCAAUUUGAUAGUUCAACAUGCCAUCAAUAAUUCAAUCCAAUCAACAGUAGCUACAGUUAAAAAAAUAGUAAAAUAUUUUAAAAAAGUGCCCAAGCUUCCGCAAAGCUUCGAGAAUUUCAAACUAAUUCUAGACGUCGCCACAAGAUGGAAUUCGACGUAUUACAUGUUGGAACGUUUUCAUACGAACAAAGACCCAAUAAUUUCAUCACUAGCGUUGCUCAAUUUUGAAAAUACUCUUAACGAGCAUGAUUGGGUAAUUAUGCACGAAGCAUCAAUCGUUCUAAAUUUCUUUGAUUUAGUUACGAAAGAAAUCUCAGCUGAAAAGACAGUGACAUUAUCAAAAGUGAAAGUGAUUACAAGCUCAAUGAUAAAAAAAUUACAAGUGCAUUUACAAAACAGUUCAUACUCUGAACAAACAAAAACUUUAAUCACCCUUCUCCUUGAAGGAAUUCAACAGAAAUUCAAUUAUAUGGACUCCGAGGUUGUUCAGUUAGCAACAAUUUUAGAUCCCCGAUUUAAACAGAGAGGAUUUAAUAGUGACAGACAAUUCAAUCAAUGCUGCGCACACUUACUUCAAAAAAUUAAAUCCAUCAAUUCCAUUGAUCAACGGGACUCCAUUCAACAACCACAGGAUAAAACUGACUUUUCAAAUGAUGAUAAAAACACCAUAUGGGAGGAUUUUGAUAUGGAACAGGGUUCAUCGCAAGUCGUACUAAAUACGCGCAGUGAAGCUCAAAAAGAGAUAGAUAAUUACUUAGCAGAGCCAUUAACUCACCGGAAUGACGAUCCCUUGGAUUGGUGGAAACUUUAUAAAAAUAAGUAUCCUUUAUUGCAUUCGGUAAUGCUAGAAACUUUAUGCAUUCCGGCAUCGUACGUGCCGUGCGAAAGAGUUUUUUCGAAGGCAGGAGAUGUGGAGACGAGUAAACGGAAUAGGCUUAAACCAAAUAAAUUAAACAAAAUAUUAUUCGUUAAACAAAACAAGGUAACAUGA
This is a messenger RNA of Anopheles funestus (African malaria mosquito), 2005 nucleotides long. RefSeq names its product zinc finger BED domain-containing protein 4-like. Lineage: Eukaryota; Metazoa; Arthropoda; Insecta; Diptera; Culicidae. Bases 827 to 2005 code for a protein of 392 amino acids. The record is from RefSeq and is a predicted model, not a curated record. The transcript has a single exon. Gene Ontology annotation, molecular function: protein dimerization activity.